Messenger RNA from Daldinia loculata, 1697 nucleotides. Its product is annotated as FAD/NAD(P)-binding domain-containing protein. Bases 263 to 1474 code for a protein of 403 amino acids. Gene Ontology annotation, molecular function: FAD binding. Lineage: Eukaryota; Fungi; Ascomycota; Sordariomycetes; Xylariales; Hypoxylaceae. The transcript is spliced from 3 exons. The record is from RefSeq and is a predicted model, not a curated record.
UUAGACACUUCAAUUGCCAAUGUUGGUAAUUUUCCAUUUUUAGAACUUCGGUGGUUAUGGGCCCUGUUAGAACACGCCGACUUGGCUAUGGCUUCGGCGACCGAUCGACUGAUUAGGUAGGUAUUUACUCGGUCGGGCUAAGAGGCUCAGCGGCUUAUUAAAUGAUGCUAUAAUUUUGGAUAUACUUUCAUCCUUCGCAUAUACACGUGCGAGUCUGGAACCGAAGCUCACUAAGUAUAGCUUGGCCAACUAAAACGACGUAAUGGCAACCCUGAAUGUUGCAAUUGUUGGAGCUGGCCCGGCCGGUCUCACGUUGGCGAAGCUGCUACAACGUGCGUCUAUUAAAUGUAACGUCUUCGAAAGAGAUGUCGACCGGCAUGCGAAGAAUCGCGGGGGCUGCUUGGACCUCCAUGCGGACUCCGGGCAGCUGGCCUUAAAAGAGGCCGGCUUACUCGAAGAGUUCAAGAAGCUGGCCAGACCGGAGGGCGAGACUCUACGGAUAUUCUCGUCCGACGGUACGGUGCUCAUGGACGAGAGUAGAGGCGAACCCGGUCGUCCCGGAGAGUUCGCCGACCGCCCCGAGAUCGACCGUACGCAGUUGCGCGACCUGAUCCUGGAUUCGCUCUCGCCCGAGACUGUGCAUUUUGACUCCAAACUUGUCAAAAUCCACACUCAGGAGAACUCCAAGUUAACCUUGGUUUUCGACAAUCAUGAAGAAACCGACUUCGACCUCGUCGUCGGUGCUGACGGGGCCUGGUCUAAGGUCCGACCGAGCAUCAGCGAUACCGAGCCUUUCUACUCGGGCAUCGCAGGCCUAGACUGUCGCAUCCCAGACGUGGACGCUAAGCAUCCGAAGUUAUCCGCGCACGUGGGACAAGGAAUGUGUCUUAAUUUGGGGUCGAACAAGGGGCUCAUGUGCCAGCGUAACGGCGACGGCACAGUUCAGCUCUACGCCUUCGCCCGUGUACCAGUCGACUGGUUCUCGGCGUCCGGGAUCGACCCCACCCAUCCAGAUGCUCGGAGACAAGUUGUCGAUGCGCUUUACCCUGAAUAUUCCGACCUGCAGAAGGCACUAGUACUAGACAGUGAUCCGGAUACUGUAGGACGGCAACUCUAUAUGCUUCCCGUUGGUUUCCAGUGGUCACACAAUCCAAGGAUCACACUUAUUGGAGACGCGGCACAUUUAAUGAACCCGUUCGCAGGAGUCGGCGUCAACGUAGCCAUGAAAGACUCAUUGGAACUUGCACAUGCCAUAAUCGGGGAGGGCACCGAACAAGAUUCAUCACCAUUGAGCGAGCGCCUUGCCAAGUUCGAGGUUGACAUGUGGGCGCGUGCAAAGAAGAAUGCAGAAGCUACAGUGAUGUACCAGGACCUGUUCUUCCACGAACGCGGCGGCAUCGCCAUGGUGGAGCACUUUGCGAAGAGACGAGAAGAAGAACAAAAGUCACAAUCGAAGGAAGCGAAGAGUACCUAAUUAAUUGUAAAUGUCACGGAUUUAAUGCAAAUUGUAUAUACACUUCAUUGGAGGAAUUCAUAUCAUCUGUGUAGGACAAUUGAUUUCUUCUUCUUUUCUUCUUCCCAUUUCGACCCGUGAAUACCGACCGAUGGAUGAGGCCGAGCCAAGACUAAAAGCUACCGAUCGGUAACUCCGAGGAACCGGAAGGAUGAUAGACACACCAAUACUAUUACGUUACGCC